AUGGAGGACACCAAGCUUGAGGGCGCGGGCGAGCAACUCCCUGGUAAAUACAUUGAAACGGCAAGCAGAGACAAAGCUCUGAAUUUGCUUGCGAAUCGCCACACUACCUUUGACCCCAACUCACCAGAGGCAAGACGGGUCAGAUGGAAGAUCGACAUGCGAAUUAUGCCGAUGAUCUUCGUCGUAUACUGCCUUCAACUCAUGGACAAAAAUAGUCUGUCGUUCGCUGCGAUUAUGGGCAUCAAGCAAGAAACCAAUCUUUCAUCUGCAGAGUAUUCUUGGCUUGGAUCACUUGUUUACUUUGGAUAUCUCGGGGGUGAUAUCCCGGCGACAUACCUUAUGCAACGGUUCCCUCUGUCUAAAUAUCUCGCUGUCAUGUGUAUGGUAUGGGGAGUUAUCGUCGCGUUACAUGCAGUCUGCCAUGACUUUUCUAGUCUAGCUGCAGUGCGAUUUUUCCUGGGUGCCAUUGAAGUCUCAACAGUGCCUGUAGCUAUAUACAUCACUGGCGCAUUUUAUACAAAGGAAGAGCAACUCACACGAGUGGCAUUGUGGUACACUACAUCCGGCUGGGCAGCUAUCUUCGGUGGCUUCCUUGCAUGGUGCAUGUAUCAUGCUGAGAACUUCCGCUGGCAAGGUCUGUUCGUUUUAUAUGGCGCCAUGACAUUUGCGACUGGAGUUUUCCUCUUCUUUUUCCUUGCCUCGUCUCCGACAGAUGCCAAGUGGCUGACGGAAGAGGAAAAAAUAAUUGCCCUCGAACGCGUUCGGGGAAAUAAAACAGGCACUGAAGUUUGGAACUUUAGCUGGCCUCAGCUUCGAGAGGCGCUCCUCGACGUUCGCCUAUACCUGCUAUUUUUCAUGUUGGUCUCGACUGGAAUGCCUAAUGGCGGCUUGACUGCCUUCGGCCCAACUAUUGUGGAUGGCUUUGGCUAUGAUGUCCCUACUACCCAACUUUUGAAUAUGGGCUCCGGUGCGGCUCAGGUUGUUGGCACUUUCCUUGCUCUCUACCUUGCCAAAUGGACCAAUCGUACCUUUGCUGGUAUAUGCACACUUUUGCUUGCAUGUGUCGGUUGCGCUAUGAUGCUUGGAAUUCCGAGCUCCAAUAACAGUGCUCGGUAUGGCGGAUAUGUCCUGGUCUAUCAAUUAACAGUCCCAAUCUGUAUUCUUUUUAUCAUCACCUUUUUAACUGCAGGUGUGGCUGGUUCGACAAAGAAGUUCGCUUUCGGCUGUGUCUAUCAAUUGGGAUAUGCUGUUGGCAACAUCAUUGGCCCCCAAACUUACAGGGCCAACGAUGCACCAAAUUAUUAUACCGCAAAAUACACUAUGCUUGCAUUUUUCGUUGUCACUGCGGUUUUGAUCGGCAUUUACGGCUGGAUCCAUCACACCUGGAACCAGAAGAGAGAGAAGGAAAUUUCCACUCAGCCACAAGACCCAGCCGACACUACGGAGAACGAAGAAUUUGCCGACUUCACUGACUUCCAGUUGAAGUCCUUCCGGUAUCCGAUUUAG
Molecule: messenger RNA, 1506 nt
Organism: Penicillium crustosum
Lineage: Eukaryota; Fungi; Ascomycota; Eurotiomycetes; Eurotiales; Aspergillaceae
Exons: 6
Coding region: 1-1506 (501 amino acids)
Biological process (GO): transmembrane transport
Cellular component (GO): membrane
Molecular function (GO): transmembrane transporter activity
Source: RefSeq, a predicted model, not a curated record